Messenger RNA from Grus americana (Whooping crane), 4176 nucleotides. RefSeq names its product tripartite motif containing 8 (gene TRIM8). The transcript has 7 exons. NCBI's taxonomy places the organism in Eukaryota, Metazoa, Chordata, Aves, Gruiformes, Gruidae. The coding region runs from base 1571 to 3226 and encodes 551 amino acids. The record is from RefSeq and is a predicted model, not a curated record.
CCCUCCCCCCCGCACCCGCUCCUCGUCUUCCCCGGGCCGCGGCCGCCUCCCCGGGGGCGGCAGGAGGAAGGCCGGGGCGUGGGGCUCUGGCGGGCGGUCGGUCGGCGCCCAGGGCGAGCCCAAGAUGGCUGGAGGCGGCGGCAGCGGGGGCAGGCGCGGGGGGCUGUGCUGAGCGGCCCCGCCGGGACGGGACGGCUCGGCUCGGGCUCCGGCUUGACUCGCCCCGCGGCCCCGCAGCCGCAGCCCCUCCGCAGAGCCCCGCCGUGCGGGCGGGGGAGGCAGCGGGAGUGGUUUUGUUCCGGUGACUUUAUUUAAUUUUUUAAUACCUUUUUAUUUUUUUUAAUUAUUUUAUUUUUAAUGCGCCUCCGGUCUCCGUUCUCCAGCAGGGCAGCUCAAAAUGGCUGAGGGCUGACUCGGCUCUCCCGGAACCGCACGCUUCGGCCGACUCCUCCCGGCUGCCCGCCGCCGCCUCGCCCUUUCCCGGCGGGGCCGGACCGGGGAAGCCGCGCCGGGGGAAGGCGCUCCGCGGGCGGCUCGGACACCCGUCCCUCUGCCCCGGGACCCCCAGCUCCACCGCAUUGUUACUGUCGGGGGACUGCGUCCCCCCGGCCGGCCAUGAGACCGGGCUAGGUCGGAUCCUGCCCACCCCCGGACGCCUUUUUUUCCCCCAGCGCCGGUGGGAAGUCGGAGCAGGUUGAUUCGGGGUUUAGAUCCCCCCUUGGCAAAGCCCAUCCUCUCUCCCAUCCCUCUCCGGGAGCGUUGGAGGAGGCUGGGAGGGCUGCGCUGGGCUGGGGUUUGCUCUGAAUGACCGAGCUCUCCCAUUCAAGACCUCGCAAUCUUCGAAGCGGGCGAGAGGGUGGUGUUUGGUUUUUUUUUUUUCUUUUCUUUUUCCUGUCUUGUCUUUUUUUUUUUUACUCCGUUUUUUUUCUUUGCUCCUCGCCCGGUUUAGAAGCAAAUCUCGGGGGCUGCGGAGAGAAUUCGUUUUUUCGGCAUCGUCAUCAUCGCUAUUAUUAUUUUUUUUUUAACCUUCCUCCUUUUCCCAUUUUGGAUCUUAACCCUUUGAUCUAUUUCCUUUAAAAGACUCUGAUUCCCAACUCCCAUCAGGGGGAGAGGGAGGAGAAAUACAGGGGAGAAAAAACCCCUGAGCGAGUCCGUGCUCUCAGCUGUUAGCCAGGUUGGUGGGGGACAAAAGUCCCUUUAAAAUAUUGAAUGUCAGUUGCAAACCUAAGAAAAGAAAAAUCCGAUCCGGAGCGCUAAAUUUAGGAGCUUUAUAUGGAACUUGGACUCUGCUGCUGGAUUUUGUAUGGAUUUUUUUCAACCUUUGCGACAAGGACGUUGCGUUUUCUCACUGGAGAUUCCUAGAGUGCUGCUCUGUGGGUCUUUUUAUCCCCGAUUUUAAAAAUCUGCUGUGGUUUAUUAUUUAUCGCGCGUGCUGCGGGGAAGGGAGCCCAGCCGUUCACCCCCAGGCUUCCCUUUGCAGGGAGGACAGACCCCGGCGUCCGCCCCUAGACCGCACUGAGCGACCGAAGCGGGUGGGGGGGGGAAACGUCGCCAGAGGCUGCCGGCAGAGAUGGCUGAGAAUUGGAAGAACUGCUUCGAAGAGGAGCUCAUCUGCCCCAUUUGCCUGCAUGUCUUCGUGGAGCCAGUCCAGCUGCCCUGCAAGCACAACUUCUGCCGGGGCUGCAUUGGGGAGGCGUGGGCCAAGGAGUCGGGCUUGGUGCGGUGCCCAGAGUGCAACCAGGCCUACAACCAGAAGCCCAACCUGGAGAAGAACCUGAAGCUCACCAACAUCGUGGAGAAGUUCAACUCCCUUAACCUGGAGAAGCCCCCCUCCGUCUUGCACUGCGUCUUUUGCCGCCGAGGCCCGCCGCUGCCGGCCCAGAAGAUCUGUUUGAGGUGCGAGGCCCCGUGUUGCCAGUCCCACGUCCAGACCCACCUGCAGCAACCCUCCACGGCCCGGGGCCAUCUCUUGGUGGAGGCAGACGACGUGCGGGCCUGGAGCUGCCCCCAGCACAACGCUUACCGCCUGUACCACUGCGAGGCCGAGCAGGUGGCCGUCUGCCAGUUCUGCUGCUACUACAGCGGGGCCCACCAGGGACAUUCGGUCUGCGAUGUGGAGAUCCGCCGCAAUGAGAUCAGGAAGAUGCUGAUGAAGCAGCAGGACCGCCUGGAGGAGCGGGAGCAAGACAUAGAAGAGCAGCUCUACAAGCUGGAAUCGGACAAGCGGCUGGUUGAGGAGAAGGUGAGCCAGCUGAAGGACGAGGUGCGCCUGCAGUACGAGAAGAUGCACCAGAUCUUGGAUGAGGACUUGCGGAAGACCAUGGAGAUCCUGGACAAGGCUCAGGCCAAGUUCUGCAAUGAGAACGCAGCCCAGGUCCUCCACCUCAACGAGCGCAUGCAGGAGGCCAAGAAGCUCCUCAGCUCUGUCCAGGUCAUGUUCGACAAAACCGAGGACAUCAACUUCAUGAAGAACACCAAGUCUGUGAAAAUCUUAAUGGACAGGACCCAGAACUGUACAGGUGGCAGCCUGCCCCCACCCAAAAUCGGCCACCUCAACUCCAAGCUCUUCCUGAACGAGAUCGCCAAGAAGGAGAAGCAGCUCAGGAAGUUGCUGGAAGGUCCUCUGAGCACCCCCGUCCCCUUCCUGCAGAGCAUCCCCAUGUAUCCCUGCACCGUCAGCAACUCCGGCGCGGAGAAGCGCAAGCACUCCACCGCCUUCCCCGAGGGCAGCUUCCUCGAGCCAUCAUCUGGGACUGUGGCGAGCCAGUACAUGAGCCAGGGCGCUUCGGCUGGCGAGGGGCAGUCCGCACAAGCCAUGGUGCCUUGUAGCUCCACGCAGCACAUAGUUGGACUUCCCAGCGGCCCGCAGCCGGUGCACUCGGGCUCCGUCUUCAACCCAUCUCACUACCCCAACACCACGUCAUCUCAGCAGUCUGUGCUCUCCCAGUACGGCGGGCGCAAAAUCCUCGUCUGCUCCGUGGAUAACUGUUACUGUUCCUCCGUGUCCAACCACAGCGGGCACCAGCCCUACCCGCGGUCGGGGCACUUCCCCUGGACGGUCUCCUCGCAGGAGUACUCCCACCCGCUGCCGCCCGCCCCCGCCGUCCCCCAGUCGCUCCCAGGACUUGCCGUGAGGGAAUGGAUUGACGCAUCCCAGCAGCACGGGCGGCAGGAUUUCUAUAGGGUCUACGGCCAGCCGUCGGCGAAACACUACGUCACCAGUUAACCAUCACACUCUCCGGAGAGUCCCGCUCGAUGACGCGUUCGGAGAGAAAAGUCUGGUUUGGUUUGGCUUUUCUUUUUUUUUUUUUUGUCCCCUUCUAAAUCAAACCCAAUUUUUUCCCCACCUCAUGCCCCUCCAGGAUUUUGGGGAGGGUUGUUCUCUCAUCUCUCUUUUUUUUUUUUAAUCCUUUUAAAACAAAAUAAUUUUUUUUUUCCUUUUAAUUCCUUUUUUUAAUUUAAUUUUGGAAAGUCCUUCCUCCCCCUCGCUGGGAAAAGACGAGGGAGAAAUUACCGAGAAGAAAUUGAUGGGGAUUUCAGUUGGGCGUCUGGGUCUGUGCAUUGCGCUCUUCCUCGCUCCUCUCUGCCUUUGGAAAACUUCAGAAGGGACAAUGGCACCUUCUCUCUUUCCAUUUCUCUGAGUUCAUUUUUUCUGGUUUGGUUCAGUUUUUUCCCUUUCCCCAACCCUCUCUUUCCCUUUUUAAAAAGAAAAAAAGAAAAAAAUCUUAUCAUUGAUUCAGUAUGAAACGAUACUUGUAGAUUUUGGGUUUGUUACCUUUUUUUUUUUAAAGGCUGAUUUUUUUUUUUGUGUUACGAGGCCACUUCUCAUGCAUAUUGGCAUUUUUUUUUCCUUCUUCUUUCAGAGAUUUGUAAAUACACAAUGGCAGGAAAUUUAAUGCACAAAAAAAAAAGGGAAAAGAAACUUUAAAAAAAAAAAACAAAACACGAAUAAAUAAAUAAAUAAAUAAAAUCUGUUCUAGUUUUCAGGAGGGGAAGCGUGGCUGAAAUGCAUCCCCCUCCUGCGUAUCGCUGAUGCAACUUCCUGUAACAAGCACUUUGUAUAAAAAAAAAAGUGGACUUCCUGCUAUAAGGCACAGGUAUUUAUUCUGUAACCGAUUUUAGAACACACACACACACAAAAAAAAUAUUCAAAUAAAUGUGAUCACUUAGUGCAAA